Anisakis simplex (herring worm) is the source of this 1023-nucleotide messenger RNA. The record is from the annotation of a GenBank genome assembly. Lineage: Eukaryota; Metazoa; Nematoda; Chromadorea; Rhabditida; Anisakidae.
AUGCGAACUUUGGAUCAUUGGACUCAAAGCGAUGCGGCGGUAACCGCAGAAUUUCAUGUCGGUAAAUUCGCGUUAUUGGUUGACAGAAAACCGUUGGUGAAAUUCAACCCGGAUCAGCAGUCUAUGAAACUUUGCAUACUUCACUAUAAUGAUAUGAAAUAUAAACUGGCCGAUUACGGGCUAUCAGUAGAUUUGCCGAAUUCCGCAUUACUAGACGCAGACCAAACUAACACUGGAGAUUUUAUCGCCGUAUUCGGGAGUUCAUUGAGGACAGUGGAGAUGCCAGAUGACAGCCCAAUAUCGAUCGAUAAAGUCCGAGGUGAACUGGCUGAAACGCUUGGCGGGUCGUUCGUAGACUUACGACGGGCAAUGUUGACGUUGGAGAAUGAUACGGAUCGAAAUCUUCUGGCUAGGAUGUACUCGUUGACACGUUGGGCACGAACCUAUCGCAGAUGUCCAAAGUGUGGAGCUGCCCUGAAAAUGCGUGCCUCUAAAUCAGCUGCUGCUUGUAUCACGUGUGAUCGUAUAUUCUACCCUACAUUCGUUCCAGUGGCCAUUUGUCUAGUAUCGAAUCGUGCAAAUACGCAUGUCUUACUGAUAAGACAUCAACGAACUGUGAAUACCGUCUACACAGCAAUUGCUGGUUUUGCUCAAAUGGGCGAAUCGCUAGAAGAAAGCGCGAGGCGUGAAGUCGCUGAAGAAGUUGGCAUAGAAUGUGAUAAAGUCUGGCAAAUAAGCGCCACCCAGUCGUGGCCAAUUCCGGAAGGUUCACUGAUGUGCGCUUUCCGAGCAAUUGCCGACUCGAGGCAAAAGAUCGACGUUUGCACCGAAGAGCUGGAAGGUGCUCGAUGGUUCAGUCGUGAAGAUGUGAAGUUGGCUUACGAGAAUUCAUUACGUGAUCCUCAACUUCAAUUUGCGCCCAGAACAAAGAGUGUCAUUCAACAGCUCAGAUACAUACCUCCACAAGGCGCAAUUGCUCAUCGGAUUAUCAAAGAAUGGCUCGAAGAGAAACCAUAUGUUUGA